Molecule: messenger RNA, 1981 nt
Organism: Ostrea edulis (European flat oyster)
Lineage: Eukaryota; Metazoa; Mollusca; Bivalvia; Ostreida; Ostreidae
Exons: 5
Coding region: 785-1831 (348 amino acids)
Biological process (GO): double-strand break repair via homologous recombination
Cellular component (GO): chromosome; cytoplasm; nucleus
Molecular function (GO): four-way junction helicase activity; 3'-5' DNA helicase activity
Source: RefSeq, a predicted model, not a curated record
UUAUUUACCUGUGCACGGCUUUAAAUCGUCCUCCGCGUCCUCGGAAUGUCAAUGUUUUGAAAUUGUUGCCUUCUGACGGCCAUCUUGACCUACUGACAAACUCUCGUUGAAUAGUCACGUGGUACAAGGAAAACAACCUGACCGACAUUCCACGUGUUUACUUCACAACAAACCGCGCUCGACACCGGUUUCGAUCUCUGUUGUAGCAAAUAAACGAUGACAACAUAUUAUCUGUGUUUAUCUUGUUUUUUCAGGUAUUAACCAAUUACUAGAUUGAAUAAUUACACAUACUUUCUCUCAUUUUUUUCAUCUUAUCCUUCUUCCAAAACACGUACCCUAGAAAGACGUGUAGGAAAAUUGUGUAUGACGUUUUACUCAACUGUUUACAUAAUCUAAUAAUAUGGCGGCAUCCAUCCGACAAAUUUUUGAUGAAAGAAUCAAGCAUCGCUUUCAUUUUGAAUUUGAUUUAAAGGAGGAACAAAUAUCUGUCAUUGAGAAUGUGCUACAGAAGAAGCACACUGUGGGUGUUUUUCCCACGGGGUUUGGGAAAAGUAUAUGCUUUGUAUUACCUCCAUUAAUACUAGAUGUACAGGAUUCUUCUGUCAGACAUAUUUGUAUUGUGAUUUCUCCUUUGAAAAGUCUAAUGCUAGAUCAAUGUAAACAUGCUUCUAAACAUGGUAUAGCUGCAGCUGUUAUGAAGGGCAGGGAUGAAAUGUCUCCUGAUGUGAUUGAAGGUAAUGUCCAAAGAAAUGUAUAGACUCUGCAGUUUGCAAUUUUCAAACUAAUGCAUGCACAAAUUAAAACACACAUAAUAUCAUAUAUAGGAAUAAGCGCAGGAGACUAUUCCAUUCUCUAUAUGUCACCAGAGAUCCUGCUGAGUUUUGAUUCAUGGGGUGAUAUAAUAUUGAAUUCAGGUGUAUAUAAGGAGAGAGUUGCUUUGAUUGCUAUAGAUGAGGCACACAUAUUGGCAUCAUGGGGUGAUACUUUUCGACCGACCUUUUCAAGACUUGGAGAGCUGCGCUCCCACUUUCCAACUACACCAUUUUUACUGCUGACAGCAACUUGCACACCAAAAAUUCUAAAGCAUAUUACUGGAAAAAUACAUCUUCCUAAUAUGAAAAUGUUAACAGCAUCUCCAGACAGGCCAGGUAUUUACCUUGAAUACAAGAGAGGAAAAGACAUUUUUGAAGAACUCCAUUGGCUGUUUGAUGAAAUUAAACAGAAAGGAAUAGCUGCCAGGAAAACACUGCUUUAUGUCAGGAGCUUGGGUCGAGGUGGUCAGCUGUAUAGAGAUAUUUUGGGGUACCUUAGAGAACAUGCAUACUUAAACCACAUUAAGCUUCACCACAACAGCCAUGUUGCUUUGUACCAUGCAGGAAUGGCCAACAAAGACUUAGACUACAUUCAUCAGGAAAUUUCAAAGUCAGGUAGCGUUAUUCGACUGGUCAUAUGUACUAUAGCCUUUGGAAUGGGUAUCAAUAUCUCUGAUAUUGAUACUGUGAUCCACUGGGGAGCCUGUGACUCCAUAAUGGAUUAUUGGCAGGAGGUUGGAAGAGCAGGGCGAGAUGGACGUAGUGCAAAGGCACUAUACUUUUUAACCCCUGGGUCCAUACUUCAAGCAUCUGACGACAUGAAGGAAUUGUGUAGAUCUCUGGACAAAUCCGAGGUGACUUGUUUUAGGAAAUCUAUCCUCCAUCACUUCAUUGGAUACAGUUCGGCACAGUCUGUACCUGUUGCAAGUGAGUGUCAACUGAAAUGUGAUGAGUGUGGAUGUCCAAGAUGCCAAUGCUGUCACAUUUGUCGUAGCUGCUGUCCUUGUUCAAGAACAUAAGAUUUGUACAUGUCUAGAGGAACCAUCUGUUGUCGUUGCCUUGGGGAUAUAAUCCUGAAUUAUAUCAGAUUGGAAAAUGUCUUCAAUAGACUUGCCAACACUCCCUACUAGAUGGCUGCAUCUUGACACCUGUGCAUCUGUGUAUUGCCC